AUGGAGGUAACGCAGUGCCAUCGCCCGCUUGCAUCCUUCACCCCAUCCACAACUCCUACCUGCCAGAGCAGCGUCACCGACGGAGCAGGAGCCUCAGCCCUGACCUCGUGCAGACAGUCCCGCAAGACUCCCACACACCCUGGUCCGCUCAAGGGAUCUCGAAGGGUCAAGGAGCACUGCUCAAUGCUGCCUCCCAGCGCAGUUGAGAGUCCCUUGGAGCCCUCCAGCCUCUCCAGGCCGUUCACCGCUGCCUCAGCAGCAGCUGUGAAAGGUUCAGGGAGCUGCUACAGCGGGAGGAAGAGAGGAGCUACCAUUGGCGAUGUCCUGCAUGACGGAGCCCUCCACGACGUCAUGCACAACGAGGACGUCCAGGUGGCUGGAGCGCAUUGGGGGAUCAUGGAGCUGCGAGCAGAGGGGAGAGAUGAGGAGCACCUGAAAGACACGGCGAACAUGCCAGGCCGAACGACCUCGGAGGCGGAUGCAUGGACGUGUGCUAUCAGCACGAUCCCCGCCUGA
Molecule: messenger RNA, 516 nt
Organism: Guillardia theta CCMP2712
Lineage: Eukaryota; Cryptophyceae; Pyrenomonadales; Geminigeraceae
Exons: 2
Coding region: 1-516 (171 amino acids)
Source: RefSeq, a predicted model, not a curated record